GCCAAUGGGCGACGAAAAACUCAAACGCGGUUCCGCCUCCAUUCUUUUCUCAUGUCAUGAUACUCAUGCGAUUUUUGAUUGACUCCAACAGAUGUCCGCAUAGCAGUUGUACGCAUCGGAGUGUAACGGCACUGCAAAAAUGCCUCUGGCUCGCAGCCUCUCUGUGACCUCCCUGUCGGGGCUGGAUGAGUGGGAUGAGGAGUUUGACCUGGAGGAUGCCGUGCUGUUCGAGAUCGCCUGGGAAGUGGCCAAUAAAGUGGGGGGGAUCUACACAGUGAUCCAGACCAAGGCUCGCCUGACCUCGGAGGAGUGGGGGGAGAACUACUUCCUGGUGGGGCCCUACCUGGAGAGUAAUGUGAGGACACAGGUGGAGCUGAUCGAACCCACCAACCCCGCGCUGAAGAGGACCAUCGACAAGAUGAACGCCAGCGGGUGCAAGGUGUACUUUGGCCGCUGGCUGAUCGAGGGCAGCCCCUACGUGGUGCUGCUUGACGUGGGCUUCACCGCCUGGUCUCUGGACCAGUGGAAGAGCGAGCUGUGGGAGAGCUGCGGGAUCGGCGUUCCCUGGUUCGACCGCGAGGCCAACGACGCCGUCCUCUUCGGCUUCCUGACUGCCUGGCUGCUGGGGGAGUUCGCGGCACAGUGUGAGGAGCCUCCCCACGUGCUGGCGCACUUCCACGAGUGGCUGGCGGGGCUGGGUCUGGUGCUGUGCCGCCACCGGCAGCUCCCCGUGGCCACCAUCUUCACCACCCACGCCACCCUGCUGGGCCGGUACCUGUGCGCCGGCAAUGUGGACUUCUACAACAAGCUGUACAAGUUUAACCUGGAUAAGGAGGCUGGGGACCGGCAGAUCUACCACAGGUACUGCCUGGAGAGAGCAGCCGCACGCUGCGCCCACGUCUUCACCACCGUGUCCCAGAUCACUGCACACGAGGCCGAGGCCCUGCUCAAGAGGAAGCCAGAUAUUGUGACUCCCAACGGGCUGAAUGUGAAGAAGUUCUCAGCUGUGCACGAGUUCCAGAACCUGCACGCCCAGAGCAAGGCCCGCAUCCAGGAGUUCAUCAGGGGGCACUUCUAUGGACAUCUGGAUUUUAACCUGGACAAGUGUCUGUUUCUCUUCAUUGCUGGGAGAUACGAGUUCUCUAACAAAGGAGCUGAUAUAUUUCUAGAGGCACUGGCCCGGCUCAACUACCUGCUCAGGGUGAACCACAGUGAGGUAACUGUAGUAGCCUUCUUCAUUAUGCCGGCCAGAACAAACAACUUCAAUGUGGAAACGCUGAAGGGACAGGCGAUCCGCAAACAGCUUUGGGACACGGCUCACACUGUCAAAGAGAAGUUCGGGAAUAAGCUGUACGAAUCACUGCUCGGGGGUCAGUUGCCGGACGUGUCGAAGAUGCUGGAUAAAGAGGACUUCACCAUGAUGAAGAGGGCCAUAUUUGGGAGCCAGAGGCAGUGCCAGCCCCCCAUCUGCACCCACAACAUGCUGGAGGACAGCAGCGACCCCAUCCUCACCUGCAUCCGCAGGAUAGGCCUGUUCAACAGCUCCGCAGACCGGGUCAAGGUCAUCUUCCACCCUGAGUUCCUGUCCUCCACCUCGCCCCUCCUGCCCAUGGACUACGAGGAGUUUGUGAGGGGCUGUCAUUUAGGCGUCUUCCCUUCCUACUACGAGCCCUGGGGCUACACACCAGCGGAGUGCACGGUGAUGGGCAUCCCCUCCAUCUCCACCAACCUGUCCGGUUUCGGCUGUUUCAUGGAGGAGCACAUCGCUGACCCGUCUGCUUAUGGGAUCUACAUCCUGGACCGGCGCUACCGGGGGGUGGAUGACUCGUGCAACCAGCUGACCUCCUUCCUGCUGCAGUUCUGCCAGCAGAGCCGGCGGCAGCGCAUCAUCCAGAGGAACCGCACCGAGCGGCUGAGCGAGCUGCUGGACUGGCGCUACCUGGGCCGGUUUUAUAUUGCAGCCCGUCACAUGGCCUUGGCCAAAGCUUUCCCUGACACAUUCUGCUACGACCCUGAAGAACCCGCUUCUACUCAGGGCUUCCGUUACCCCCGGCCAGCCUCCGUGCCCCCCUCCCCGGCCCUGUCCCGCCACUCCUCCCCUCACCACAGCGAGGCCGAAGACGAGGAUGACGAGGAGCGGUACGAUGAAGACCUGGAGGCGGAGAAGGACCGCAUGAACAUCCGGCAGCCCUUCUCCCUCCCCCUGCGGAAGAGCAGCCUGCCGUUCUCUCCACCUCCCCCCGCCUCCGACAGCAUCAGCCCCCCCAGCUCCCUGCCCACCUCCACCACCAGCUCCCAGCCCAGCUCGCUGUCCAGCGAGAAAAACUGAGCACACACACACAAACACACAGGCUUGUGUGUACACACACGCACACGUGUAUACACACACACACAGGCACACACACACAUACAAAAACACAGGCUUGUGUGUACACACACGCACAUGUGUAUACACACACACAAAGGCACACACACACACACACACAUACAAACACAGGCUUGUGUGUACACACAUUCACACGUGUAUACACACACACAAAGGCACACACACACACAGGCUUGCGGGUACACACAUACACACACAGACACUCACACACACAUACACACUCUCGACAAGUAUCUCUACCUUUUUGGCACUUUUUGUACCUUUAUUUCUGAGUGCACACAUACAGACACACACACACAGGCGCAUACAGACACAGACACUGACACACACUGACACACACACACACACACACAUGAAGAGUCAGCAUUCAGGCCAGCAUAAUACAGCUGAGGGGUAUAUCUCAUCACAUUUUAUUCAGGGGAAGAAGUGUAAUCCACACCAUGCGAUGUCCUAGCAAGCUUUCAUCUUUUUUUUUUUCUUAAUCGUACCUCGAUGUGUGUUAUUAUUAUUCUUUUUAAAGAAAUGAAACACUCACACACCAAAAAGCACACCCAACCACUCACAAAAUAAAAGACAAACAGACAAAGUCGAUCGCACCGCCCCAGGCCGAACAUUGUCCGGAACAACAGGGUGACAAAUGCUCAAAGCCCAGAGCUCGUUGAUCGCUUAACCUGCCUGGUAUGACUGCUCAAAGCCCAGAGCUCGUCGAUCGCUUAUCCUGCCUGGCAUGUGCAAUGAUCAAGAGGACCCACAAACCCCCAUGGGUCUCACCCUUGACCUUAGCCAAAUGGCAGAGAAGAGAGGCCACGUGGAAGUUGAUAAGCCAGCCAAUCAGCAGCAAGGCCUUGCAGCUUCCAUGCGAUCAUGUGAUUUUUUUUUUUCACAUUCCGGAAGCAAUUUGUGUAGCUUUUUUAUCUACCACAUCGAGGUAUGACGAAAGAAAAAAAAAAAGACAAAAGAUUUCAGAUUCGCUGAAUGGUGGUGAUUAUCCUUACUAUGCUUAAAAAACCUCAAGUAAAUAUAUCAUGCAGCCCUACUGUAAGAAACAGAACCAUAGUAUUACGUCGCACAGCCAGUGUAGUAACACCCCACCAUGUAGGUACCACAUAAAAACAACUAGCACUCCUGUUUUAUGUAUGAAGGCAAGAACUGCUGUUUUAUGCUUUUAGCCGCCAGUCAGUCUAAUGACACUGAACUCAGAAGAGCGGUUAACCUAUUUAAUAUAGAUAUAGCGAGAUAGAAUAAUAUAUUUCUUUAUCUUUAUUCAACGUCUUCCCAAUCUGAGCCUCGUUAAUCAGUCGAAAUCCUGGCCUUUGCCUUCGGGUUGCACCUUGACGAAAAGCCCCGGUGCCUCUCAGUCCUGAGGACUCGGGAGUGCACGUGACCGUGAGGGCGGUUUGACCUCAGGCUACAAACCGCACGACCGCAGAUUACGACCGGCCACUAGGAGGCAGCGCAGAGCAGCCUGAAGCAAGAACAGACACGCCGAUUCCGGUUAGUUCGGGGAACACGACGAGGGUCCAGUUUCCUGUGUGGAAGUGCAUGGGAAAGAUUUAUAAACGAUGGAAAUUAAUGCUGAUUAUUGUCACUUUCACGGCAGCACUUCCUGCAAGUAGUAAAUCAUUUUAUAAUAAAUGUCUUAUGAACAUGAAAUAGCGCGGAUGAGUGUGGUGAUACUUUUCAUAAGAAUUCGGAAUAUUUUGUAUUCUGAAUUCUGUAAUGUACUUUAAAUUGUGGAGGAACCUAUGCACUUAAAAUCGCUUUGGAUUAAAAGCGUCUGCCAAAUGACUAAAAUGUAAAUGUCAAACGUAGAUUUCGGAUUUAAUCUGUUUUCAGAAGUGCAGUUGUUUUUUGGCACAGGUGCAAAUGUUCAGGCUCCUUGUCACAAACAGUGAGCUUGUUUAUGCCUUUUUCAGAAGCACUAAAGCGAUGUGUUCUGUGCACCACUCUGUGCUGUGCAUAAUAAAAUGUGCCUUACUACAUGAUCCUUCCCAACGCAGAGUGGCUCAUGUCCACCAAACAGUCAGAUCAGUGGAGAGCAAGUGGCUUGGCUAUCUGUCCCACUCUGUAGCACUGAAACACACAGAGACUGGACCCUCAAACCAGCUGAAAACUUUAAUCAACAAGCACCAACAAGUUGUGACCUUGUAAUUAAAAGUCUCCAUCUGCAUUCUGAGUGGUUUUGAGAUAUUGUGCUUCAGAGAUUUUAGUGAAUGGGCUCCAAGCAGAUACAACCUUUUACAUUGAGCAUUUGUGCCUACUUUCAAACAGUAUUUCUGUGUAAAACGUCAUGUGUUAGCUCACUUCAUUUGUGGCGAUCGUUGUGUCUGUGAGUUUACGAGCACUGAGUUGCCCAUUGUGGUGUCUUAUGGACCAUUCAGGAACCACUGCAGAAAUCGUCCUCUCUGUAAAACAACAGUAUAAAGCGCUGCUUUGAAUUUUUUAUCCAUUUGUAGACACAACCGACAGCUGAUGGACAGCGAGAGAACGGUUAAACAGAAGGAAAUGUGAAUCUGCUGCUUGGCUUGUGAAGUUUGUGUUACUGUCGAAUUCCUAAAAACUUGGAAAAUAAAGGCAAAGUGGUAACAGA
Conger conger (European conger) is the source of this 4976-nucleotide messenger RNA. RefSeq names its product glycogen [starch] synthase, muscle-like. Gene Ontology annotation, molecular function: alpha-1,4-glucan glucosyltransferase (UDP-glucose donor) activity. The coding region runs from base 140 to 2329 and encodes 729 amino acids. NCBI's taxonomy places the organism in Eukaryota, Metazoa, Chordata, Actinopteri, Anguilliformes, Congridae. Gene Ontology annotation, biological process: glycogen biosynthetic process. The transcript has 16 exons. Gene Ontology annotation, cellular component: cytoplasm. The record is from RefSeq and is a predicted model, not a curated record.